Molecule: messenger RNA, 1527 nt
Organism: Sceloporus undulatus (fence lizard)
Lineage: Eukaryota; Metazoa; Chordata; Lepidosauria; Squamata; Phrynosomatidae
Gene: ARPC4
Product: actin related protein 2/3 complex subunit 4
Exons: 6
Coding region: 147-653 (168 amino acids)
Biological process (GO): Arp2/3 complex-mediated actin nucleation; actin filament polymerization
Cellular component (GO): actin cytoskeleton; Arp2/3 protein complex
Molecular function (GO): actin filament binding
Source: RefSeq, a predicted model, not a curated record
GGGCAACCCCCCGCUCCUGAGGCGUUUUGGUUUGGUCCAGGUUUUCCGGAAGUGGAGGAUCUUUUUUUCCUUGGGGGCGGGGGUCGCUUCCGUUUCCGGGACCAAGCGCUGAGGCUGUGGCUGCUGCUGCUGUUGCCUUUGCUGCAAUGACCGCCACCCUCCGUCCCUAUCUCAAUGCUGUGCGUGCUACCCUGCAGGCGGCCAUGUGCCUGGAGAACUUCUCAUCCCAGGUGGUGGAGCGGCACAACAAGCCUGAGGUGGAAGUCAGAAGCAGCAAGGAGCUACUGUUACAGCCAGUGAUCAUCAGCAGAAAUGAGAAAGAGAAAGUCCUAAUUGAGGGGUCCAUCAACUCUGUGCGAGUUAGCAUUGCAGUGAAGCAGGCUGAUGAGAUUGAGAAGAUCCUAUGUCACAAGUUUAUGCGCUUCAUGAUGAUGAGAGCAGAGAACUUCUUCAUUUUACGUCGAAAACCAGUGGAGGGCUAUGAUAUCAGUUUCCUGAUCACAAAUUUCCAUACAGAGCAGAUGUACAAGCACAAACUUGUGGACUUUGUCAUUCAUUUCAUGGAAGAAAUUGACAAGGAAAUCAGUGAAAUGAAGUUGUCUGUCAAUGCUAGGGCUCGCAUUGUGGCUGAAGAGUUCCUCAAGAAUUUCUAGACCAAGGGCUGGAGUCCACAGCUUUGCUUUCUCAUCCUCUGCACAGCCACCUUGCUGGGGCUACGGAGAAGGCCCCAGUUCGGAAGUGAGAUGAGAAGCAGCCAGACCUGCGGGGGCUGUCCCAGCUAAAUGUACACCAUGCUCGCCAGUGUGCCCAGGGGAGGGGAGGGUGCUUUUAAAAUAUUUUUGGAACAAAUCUGUGCUUGUUUAAGACUGUGUCGACCUGAUGUCCUUUUUUUUAAUCACUUGCUGUAAUUUGUCUACUUGAGUCUCCUAGUGGCCAAGUCCUUGUGGGGAAGUAGAGGGAGGGAUUCUUUGUUCUGCCAGUCCUCAGCAAGAGUAGUCAUGAAAAUUUCAGCUUAGUGCUGUACAAGCUGAAAUCAUCUCUGAUAGCUGACAAAAAGCUGCCUUUCUUGAUAAUGUGGGUACAAUAGCAUAUGAGGCUUGAUUUGGACUUUAAGUGAAUUGGCAGCCAGCCUUGGAGCCUUCCACACUAGAAGAUCCACAGAGUGAUUGCCUUGUUCCCCUUCUCUAAUGGCAGACUUUGUAAAUGAGCUGGCUGCUGGAGACAGCAACCCCUUUCCCCCUGUGCCAAGUCACUCAUUUCUGGACAGAAUGCUCUCUCCAGCCUACCUUCCCCCACUCCCACAGGGACCAGAGCAUUCUGAGCACAGCACUGCCUCCUGUUCCCACCCUUUCUAUCCCUUCGUACUUGUGCCAGAGGGAGCUGUGAUGGUAGGGGCCAGGCCUUAGAUCAUCAGAAUGGGACGGAGCUGGAAUCUGUAACACUUGGUUCUUUUUGCAAUGGCACUUGCUGUAACUUUCUUACUCUUCCCUAUUAUUAAAGCUUUUUUCCCCUUGCCUCCUGACAAAA